Molecule: messenger RNA, 2019 nt
Organism: Penicillium bovifimosum
Lineage: Eukaryota; Fungi; Ascomycota; Eurotiomycetes; Eurotiales; Aspergillaceae
Exons: 5
Coding region: 1-2019 (672 amino acids)
Biological process (GO): negative regulation of transcription by RNA polymerase II
Cellular component (GO): Sin3-type complex
Molecular function (GO): histone deacetylase binding
Source: RefSeq, a predicted model, not a curated record
AUGGAGGUGGCCGAUAGCAGAGAACAAGCCUCCGUUGGUCCCUCAACGGGGGCAGAGCCAAGACUUCCAAAUGGCGAGCGAAACCCCUUUCUGGAUGACCCGCUCAUGGACGACGAUGGACGCUCAAGUAGCUUGAGUGAGAUCGACGACGUUUCGGACAAUGAGCCUUCUGACUUUGAAGAUCCCAUCAAAUCGGAUAAGCUCGAGAACGAUUCGGAAGCGGAAACGGAGCGCAUUGAGGAUUCUCCCCACAACAUUCGGAAACGAGACAUUGUUUUAAGUGCCGCAAGUGCCGGCCCAAGUCCCAGCAAGCUUCAUCAAUCCACGACACUCGAGGAUGUCGAUGAUGAAGAACUUGUGGCGGACGACUCACCGAGCAAACCGCGACGUUCUUCGAAGAACAAUGGCUUGACCGACGAUAUCCCAGACCUCGGUGGCCACGGCGACUCCGAGUUUUCAGAGAGCAUCGGCAACAAACGAAAACGCGUCGAAGGCGGUGAUGAAACCGGCACCGAGUUGGGCGACGAAGAACCCUUGAAGAAACGUCGGAGCUCCAUCAAGAGUGACUUGUUAAGUGACCCGAUGGACGAUGAUAUCCCUCUUUCGCCGGAGCCGCUCGACAAUUCUCACGAUGUCAACGAAGAUGGUACACUGGUUGACGAUGUUCCUGAGUCGGACCUGCCAGCCCCGCCUUCGAAGAGCAAAAAGGGCAAAAAGGGUAAGCGGAAAGGAAAGAGAGACCAAGAUGCCGAUGGGGAGGCAGAUCCCGGCAUCGAAGGCACGUUAGAAGAUGUCGCUGAUGAGAUUGUUGGAGAAGACGAGGAGCCCGCAGAACGAGAUGAGCCUGAUGGCCCCGAGGCAGUUCUUCGAGCUGAAGAGUCUGUGAAAAAGAUGUCUGCUAUGGAUUCACUGGCGACAUUGGAAAAAGAGUUUGCAACGUUACGUGACAAGAUUUAUGACGAACGUAUAUCCAAACUCAAUCGCGAGUUGGAGAUGCUUACCGGGCCGAACCCAACACAUCCCGAGUAUUUGCGCCAGAUUGAGUGUGUGCAACGUCACUGCGCCUCUAAGGUCGAAUACGAGGACAACUUGUACCGAUACCGCAUGAAGUCACUCAUGCACAAGGCCCUGGCCGAGCGAGCGCAGGCACACAGCACUUACUUCCAGCGAAUUCGUGACGCACGCGAACGGCAUUCGAGUGCAAUCAGCAAGCAGUUUUAUGCCAUUCAACACGAUCGCUUCAAGACAGAUGAGCUCAGUCCACAUCAUAUCAUUCCAUUCCCCACUCGUCGCUCGCAGCAAAUCGCACAUCAGGCUGCAUACAACCAAGAGGUUUCCAUUAUGGCUGGUGUGGCCAAGUAUGUCGGUUUCCCUGCUGCUCCGUCCUUGAUGGGCGCACGUCCGAACGAACUCGAUGAUGAUCUCGAGAAGAUGGGGAUCCCCAAUGAAUCACGGGCUUCGGCACCGCGGCAUUCAUCGGCGGUCCCACCGCGGCCUAUCGUGUCUACCAUGUCUUCCAAUGUCUUCCGUACGGCAGAAGAAGCGUUCCUCGAACAGACUCCUUGGGCCAACCCACAACACCCUAUUCAUCAGCAGCAACAACAACAUCACCAUCAGCCUCCACAGCAAUAUCGGCCGCAAGAUCGCACACUUGAGCAUCCGCAACCCUCAUCAUAUACCACACCAGCUGCUCAAAAGAGGAUGGUGGAUAUUCAUGCUCCCAAUGGCUCGGCAUCCACUAUUCCUGAGAAUGCCUCGGCUGCCAACUCAUCGGCCAACAACACCCCUUACGGCAUGGAGCAUGAGCCAAGGCAUCAGACCCAAGGAACCUUCCACAAUCCCGACUAUGAUGCAGACCAUCGCAAAUCAGGGUUCCGGUCCUUAAGCUCAUCCCCGUUGGAUGUGCGGAAAUCACAGCCACAUCUCUCUCAUGCCCUCGAGCACCGCUCUACUGUCACCGACCCCCCUCUCACAAUCAUGUCUUCUCUCCUCCUCCCGCGCGGCAUGGACGGAAUAUAA